Molecule: messenger RNA, 801 nt
Organism: Acipenser ruthenus (sterlet)
Lineage: Eukaryota; Metazoa; Chordata; Actinopteri; Acipenseriformes; Acipenseridae
Exons: 6
Coding region: 94-786 (230 amino acids)
Source: RefSeq, a predicted model, not a curated record
UAAGGAACCCCAAACUCAGCUACUGACGGGUUUGUUUUUAUUAUUGUUUCUUUAUAACGGUGAAAGUUCACGGUCGGGGCUGCCUUGGAUUUAAUGAUGCCGUGUUGUCUUAGAUUUGGAAUAACAUUGCUAUUAGCAGUGUUAGUCACAGAAGUUUGGACGCAAGUUUGUGCCCCUCUAGGCUCGGUGAGGACAGAAUGUCAAGGGAGUGUUAUGAUGAUGAUGUUGGAGAAGUCUUUUGUUGGAAAGUAUUUUCGCAUCAAUGUGAUUGACAAUAAGGGGGUGCUUGUAUCCCUCUCUCCAAGACUGGCUGCACAGUGUGGAUAUAGCUUAACCGUUGACUUCUUGGGAAAUGCCAAGUUCCUUGCUUCUGUGCUGAGCUGCUUUGUUCAGAACACAAAUGAGACGUACAAGCUGACAGUACAAAUCAGUGUCUUCUCAAACAGUGCUAUGACUUCAGCUUCCUCCUAUGUUCAGAGCAUGACAUGCCACUAUUCUCCAUGGGCAGAGAGGGAGAUUCUGUGUGAAAGAAACUACAUGGAGGUUUCUGUGAGAAGAGGGGUGCCACUCAUUGAGCCAAACUUUGUUCAAGAUGAUCCUGAUUGGUCCCUUGCGUACCCAGAGGUAGAAUCAUGUGACUUUGCAUUUUCUUCAUUCAUGUCCCCUUGGUCUUGCCUAUUGAAGUUUACUCUACUGUCUCGUCUAGAGGAAGCAAAAUCUAACGGCCCCCUUAACUUUAACCUGUCUCCCAAGAGGGUGGCCAUAUUGGAAUUGUGUGACAUUUAAGGCAUUGGCUUUGCA